Molecule: messenger RNA, 4212 nt
Organism: Salmo salar (Atlantic salmon)
Lineage: Eukaryota; Metazoa; Chordata; Actinopteri; Salmoniformes; Salmonidae
Gene: wnt5a
Product: wingless-type MMTV integration site family, member 5a
Biological process (GO): canonical Wnt signaling pathway; multicellular organism development; neuron differentiation
Cellular component (GO): extracellular region
Molecular function (GO): cytokine activity; frizzled binding
Source: RefSeq, a predicted model, not a curated record
UGGCCCGCAUUCUUUGCCGUAGAAAGUUUAGUGACUUUAAAGAAGGGAUUUGGGAGAAAAUGUGGAGCGCAUGCGCCAUCUAGAAGUUUUCCCCCGCGCAUCAGUGCUAGGGUUUGCUAGUUUGAGAGAGGAGGCGACGAGGCAGGUGACAGGAGAACGACUGGCUCUUCAACACACACGCACACACACACACACACACACACACUAUCGGGCGGGGGUUAUCUCCACGAGCGUACCUUCUCCAUCUCUCACACAGUACUGCUGCUUGGAGUUUUCUUCCAGUGGCGAGCUUGGAGUGGAUUUGCGGCAAUUCGUGUCUUCCACCACUCAAAAGUUGGAUGUGUUGAACGCACUUUUUGCGGGUAAAGGUUUUGUGACAGAGUAAAUCAACCGAGGAGUUCAGGAGAGAGCGGCGUCUUUCUGUGCAGAAUGGAGGAUGAAAUAACGGCUUCAGGUUUGUGGCGAGGAACCCUGCAGUGUGGAUGUUACCACAGGUAAAACGCGCUCCGAGUUCAAGGUGUCACCGCUGUAGGAUCUCCUCACCCAUCACCAGUUCAUGUGUUUACCUGCGCUUUACACACUGGUGCCAGCCCGUCGGAACCUCUACAAAUCUGCAAGGAAACUUGGAAGGAUAAAGCUACCUCUAUCAAUCCUCCCAACCAUCAAAAGAGCGUUGGCAACAGUUUAUUACAGCUGACGUUUCUGGCCACGGGCACUUGCUAGUUAGUUUCUUGUGAAUGUUUUAUUUGUCAUUAAGUGUUUCCGCGGAUUCACUCCCACGUUUGUUAAAAGCUCUAAUUAUUCAUAGUGCUGCUGGACAUUGUAAAUAGCCUCCGUCGUCUCUGCAAGAGCUCUCCUCUCCGCUAUCCCGCGCUCACGGAGCGCAUUCGUCGAUAACGGGUCGCUUAUGCCAGUCUUCCGACACUGAGCCGCAGGACUACCACGGUUACUGCCACCUUCCUCCAUUACACACCGGACACUAUCCCGUACAACCCCGAUUUAGCACUAACUGCUUUGGAUUGAAACCAACCUGAGCCAACGGUAUCGGUAAAAGGAGUCUCUCGAGCCCACUACGGCCUUGGCACUGGAAUUAUUCCUUUAAUAAUCAUCUCACCAAGUGGAUUAUCGUUCGUAAAGAAUUGUUUUCCGUGAGCUGAUCCAGUAACUGAUCCAGCAUGUUGUUCCUGCGGCGGCUGGUGCAUGUAUGCUGUCCCUCGGCACCGGCGGGGAGUGUGUUGGACUCCAGACAGUGUGUGUUCGCCCUCACACUGCUCACACUGCUCCUGCAGGUGGUGGUGGAGGCCAACUCAUGGUGGUCUCUAGCCAUGAACCCUCUGCUGAUCCCGGAGGCCUACAUCAUCGGUGCCCAGCCUCUGUGCAGCCAGCUGGUGGGUCUCUCCCAGGGCCAGAAGAAGCUCUGCCAGCUCUACCAGGACCACAUGCAGUACAUUGGCGAGGGCGCCAAGACGGGCAUCAGGGAGUGCCAGUACCAGUUCAGACACCGCCGGUGGAACUGCAGCACCGUGGACAACUCCUCCGUGUUCGGACGGGUCAUGCAGAUAGGAAGCAGAGAAACAGCGUUUACGUAUGCCAUCAGCGCGGCGGGGGUGGUCAAUGCCGUGAGCAGGGCUUGCAGAGAGGGGGAGCUGUCGAGCUGCGGCUGCAGUCGGGCUGCACGUCCCAAAGACCUGCCUCGUGAUUGGCUGUGGGGCGGCUGCGGGGACAACCUGAACUAUGGCUACAGAUUCUCUAAAGAGUUUGUUGACGCGCGGGAGCGGGAGAAGAGCUAUGCCAAGGGAUCAUUCGAAAGUGCCCGGCUCAUGAUGAACCUACACAAUAACGAGGCUGGACGGAGGACGGUGUCGGACCUGGCCCAUGUCUCCUGUAAGUGCCAUGGUGUGUCGGGCUCCUGCAGUCUGAAGACGUGCUGGCUGCAGCUGGCAGACUUCCGCAAGGUGGGCGAGACCCUGAAGGAGAAGUACGACAGUGCAGCCUCCAUGAAGCUCAACUCGCGUGGCAAGCUGGUGCAGCGGGACAGCAAGUUCAACCCCCCCACCAGCCAUGACCUGGUCUACAUCGAGUCCAGCCCAGACUACUGUCUGUCCAACCAGAGCACAGGCUCCCUGGGUACUGUAGGCAGGCUGUGCAAUAAGACCUCUGAGGGCAUGGAUGGCUGUGAGCUGAUGUGUUGUGGCCGGGGAUAUGACCAGUACAAAGCCCAGAUUGUGGAGCGAUGCCACUGCAAGUUCCACUGGUGCUGCUAUGUCAAGUGCAAGCGCUGCACCAAAACCGUGGACCAGUUCGUCUGCAAGUGAGGAGGAGGAGGAGGAGGAGAAGAGUGUGUGUUCGUGCAAGUGUGCAUGCGUGUGUGUAUCCAGAGAGGCGGAAGGAAGGAGGCGAAGAGAGGAAGAAAGAAAAAGAAAAAACUAUAUGAAUUAUAUUUAUAGAGUUAAACAAUUAUACCAUUGCAGAAGACUGAUACUUUCUUUUCCACGUAAUAGUUCCAAAAAAUGUUAUGCCUUCCGAAACCAAAAAUACAGUGAAAUAUUUAUUUUCUGAGAUUAUUUUUGCCCGAUCAUCCAAAGCGAAUUUUUUAUGAAUCCCCAGGCCUGGAGAUCAGCAGUCAUUAUUUUUUAAACUCUCAAUAUGACCUAUAACAAGGUUCCCCAAUAGGUGCUUCCCCACAGGGGAUUUUAUUUCCCCCCCAAGUUUUCUGAGCAAAACAAAAGACAAAUUAUCAUUUUCGUUGUUGAAUUUAAGACUGUAAAAUCACUGGGAAAUCAGCGCAAAGUUAUUUUUAAUUUAGGAAAUCUAUUUCCAAGUAUUCCUACGCAUAAAUAGAGAGAAAUGUGAUUAUUUUCCAAUGUAAUCAGGGUUUGAAAUGAUUCUGUUUUUGCCAAGUACUGUAUCUUUUUGGGAUUCUUGCGGUCAAUUUGCAGUGUACAAAUUAUUUAUAACUAUGUCAGCCCCCUCGACCAUCCGCUCAAGGAAAAAUCGGCCCACGGCUGAAUGGAAUUGGGGACCACAGUCCUAUAGCUUAUAUUUGACUAGUCCAUUGGGUCACCAUGACUGUGAAAUGGGAGCUUCUCUCACGUUUCAUAACUCUAGAUGAGUUAAAUGUUGUGGUUGAUGGAGAACGCUGAAUGCCCACAGUCUUAGCUGUUGAAUCUCGGGCUGCCGGUAAGAGGGGAAUGUUUACUUCCAUAUUUAUGUCACUAUAGGGUGGUUAGACCUAAAUCAAACCUCCAUUGAACAUUGUUAAAUCUGGCUCUAUAGGUAGUCAUUGGCCCCAUCCUAAACCCUAACCCUAGUCCCUUAUGUUGCCUCUGUCUAAACCAAACAAGGGCCUAGGUAGUCAUUGGCCCCAUCCUAAACCCUAACCCUAGUCCCUUAUGUUGCCUCUGUCUAAACCAAACAAGGGCCUAGGUAGUCAUUGGCCCCAUCCUAAACCCUAACCCUAGUCCCUUAUGUUGCCUCUGUCUAAACCAAACAAGGGCCUAGGAAAGUGGGAGUGAUUUGGGUUGGGGUUAGUUCCAUCCUGUAAUGUAUCCCACAAGGCCUAGAUCUUCCCAGGUGCCCCAGCUAGUCCUCCCAAACACAUUCAGCAUAUGCACUUUGACCCCGAGGCCUUACCCCAUCUGUAUGAUUUGUUUGUUUUGAACUACAGUGUCUGUAAUAUACCAUAUUAUAGUCUACUUUCUCCAUAUUAAAACCGAUAUCCACUUAACAUAUAACAUGUUACUUUCAUGGUUUAAAUAUACAGUAUAUGGGCAAUGUUGUGGUUAUGAUGGUGAAAUCCCACAUGUUCUAUAUGGUAUAUAGUAGGUCUAACCAACCAAUCACUUAUUAAAUUGUAUGUAUUUAUUUUCUUUUAUCCAAAUCUCUUAAGCUUCCAGAUAGCGCUGUGGGUUUUUUCUAUUUCAAUAAAUGCAUUUAAAUCCUACACUUUGUUACAUACAAUAUUUUCAGGUUACUUAUCAUUUGUUUUCACAUUUUUAAGGAUAUGUUACAGAUUUAAUUUGGUUCCGCGGCAUUGUUUUUGUAAAGGGCAUUGCCCUUUGUUCUAAAACACCUGUUCAUUGUGUUACUCCUGUCCAAGCCUUCACAAACGGAUCUAGCCUUCGCUUGUUGCCUCAAACUUGUUAAUACCCCUCAGCUCCUACCCCACUAGCCCUGUGAUCAUCUUCAAUAAAACAUUGUUGCUAUAUGUUA